Caenorhabditis angaria is the source of this 1008-nucleotide messenger RNA. The record is from the annotation of a GenBank genome assembly. NCBI's taxonomy places the organism in Eukaryota, Metazoa, Nematoda, Chromadorea, Rhabditida, Rhabditidae.
AUGAUGAGUGGAUCUCCACAUCAACAAAAUUAUGGAAAUCAACACGGAGGACAUUAUAAUAAUCAACCUGGGCAUCAUCAAAGUAAUAACAAUAAUAAUAAACGGCGUCGUGGCGGUGCAAGACUCCAACCACGAAAUACACCUCUCGAAAUCGCUAAUCCAAUUAUGACAAUUCCACCAAUAGUUCAAGUUGUGGUUCAUUUGCCACCACAUGGUGCGCUUAAUGUUAUCAAUGCAACUACUUGUAUUCUUGUUCAGCAGGUAAGAAUACGUUUCAGACGUUUCGAAAUAUCUUUGAUCACUUCAACAAUAUUUUUCUUUCAGUGUGUUGAAGUCAUCGAAGUAUUGACAGAUUUUGAAACCAGCAAUCGAUAUAUUGUUCAUGAUAUGUUUAUGAGACCAAUACUUUAUGCUUAUGAAGUAUCAGGUGUUUUGGGAAGAGUGUUUGCUGGAAGUUAUCGAAAUUUCGAUAUGAUGUUCUCGGAUCUUUAUGGGCAAACUGUUAUGAGAGGAUUGAGAAGAACAAAUUCGGGAGACACUUUUAGACUUGAAUAUCCGAUUGGAAAUUUGGUAAGUGAUGACGUUAUAAUUCUUGGAUAAUAAAAAAAACAAAGCAAAAAUCUCAACACUAUUUUGCAGAUCGGAGUUGUUAUAGUGGAUGGUUGUUGUGCUAAACAAAUGAUAAUUCGAAUGUCGUGUGGUGGUCCAGACCUUCAUGUAGUAUAUCCUUCUUGUGUUUCUGGAUGUGGAACUUCUGUAUUUCCAGUUGUCACUGGAAAUGAUCAGAAAGUCGGCGAAAUUGUUCGUUGUUAUCCUGGAUUUUUCAAACAAGCAUUCACUGAUGCCGAUAUGUUUUUAGUGCACUGUAAGUAACAAUCCAUAAGAUACACUGAAAAUUAACAUUUUUUUCCAGUUAACCCAGGACUUCCGAUACAUUUCAAAUUGAUGUUGAUGGCAGCUGUUUUCUUGACAGAUUUUGUAUUUUUCGAAGACGAUCCGUAUAUUUGA